AGAGAUUCGGAUGUCCCCAAACCCGAGCAUUUCACACCCACAGUCUUCAUCCACUUGACUCCAAGGACCCGCCUACACGCGUUGUCUUUCUCCUUUAUUCCGAUUCAUUUUCCAUUGCCGAUUCAGUGUUUCAACGAACCUUAUAUGGACCAAUCCGUCUGGCGAUAGCUUCCUUUAUGCCAGUGCUCCUAGCCAUGCUUUAUCCAUGAGCCUCUCCUCUCCACCAAUUCCUGCGCUCCUCCAUGACCAGCACAUUGGAGUCCUCUCUACGAGCCAACGGUGAACUACUGCAUGCCAAUUAAGUCUCCGUUUAGCUUAACCCAAAGGACACAACCCUGAACAUCUAAAAAACCUCAUAUAUAAAUACUGUACUCUUAUUCAUUUAAACUGGUUCAGAACAGUAGCAGGGGGGAAAAAACGAACUCUUGUUUACAGUGCGCACCACAUACUUUCUCACGCCAUGUCGUUCAGCAACACAAAGACGGGCUUCUCUGUAAAGGACAUUCUGGAUCUUCCUGACACCAAUGGAGGUUCUGAAACGGAGGAGACUGAAGAUGAGAACGAGGUGGAAACGACUGAGACUUUGACGCAAAAUCCAUCUUCUGAAAACACUGGAAAUGUGCCCUACAAGAGCCUUUUGUGUGAUGGUGGUGGUAAUCCCUACUCAAGAUGGCUUGCCUCCUCCAGCACCAUCCAAUAUUCAUUGCAUAGUUUGUCCGUUGAUUCUCGAAACGAACCGAAAUAUCCAGAGCUGUCCGCCGACGAAUCCCAAGAUAUCGACAGGGACGCCACAGGUGACAGCAGCGACUCGGGUAAGAAGAGGAAAAGGAGAGUGCUGUUUUCCAAAGCUCAAACCUACGAACUUGAGCGACGAUUCCGACAACAGAGAUAUCUCUCGGCGCCGGAGAGGGAGCGCCUUGCAAAUGCACUACUACUGACACCGACUCAGGUGAAGAUCUGGUUCCAGAAUCACCGGUAUAAAAUGAAGAGAGCACGCGCUGAGAAGGGUAUGGAGAUGGUUAAUCUCGUGUCCCCAAGACGGGUGGCCAUUCCGGUUUUGGUUCGGGAUGGAAAGCCAUGUGACACUAACAAAACUCAGGAUCUCGAGGCCUCAUUCAGUGCUGGAAUACCUCUGUCGGCGUAUAGCGCCUAUUCUCUCCAUCACAUGCAUAUGCGCUCUCACUACAGCCCCGACGCCAUCUCACAGCUGCCUAGUGUGCAUCACAUGGCGCAAAUGUACCAAUGGACUUGGUAGACGAUGGAUACUCAAAAUAACUUUGAUUCAACAAAAAUACGAUCUGAAGAAAGGGAUUGAAAUUGUAUCGAUAUUAUGAACUCUAUUUUACCCAUAUCAGAGCUAAUUAUUAUGUGGCCCAUGGGGUCUGGACAAUGUUAGGGUUCUUGAAAUUCCGUUCUUUUUAUAAUGUUUGCCAAAUGAAUGUUAUAAAUGAAUGUUAUUUCUGUUGUAAAGUGCGCAAAAUGCUCAUAUUAUGAAUUAAUUUAUGUUUUUGGGUGGACUGUUGAUUGAUCUUGAAUAUUUAUGGCCGUGAAUAAACUUCUGUCAGUUUGAUGUGGUUAUUAUUCCUUUAUUAACCUACAUUAAAUUACUUUUAUACCGGCCCAGUAAGGGGAAUCGAACAGAACCUCGGAUAUAAAUGUUUCGUUAUUCGUAAAAAUCGCUACAUACAUAUACAUGCCAUUAUGCACAGAACUAGAUGAAAACGAGUUCCCUUUUUAAAGUAGAAGAUCGUGCAAAACCUGUUUAAUGACUUCCUGUAUCUAAUUCGGUUCAGGGUUUACGUUGGAUCACAAAGCAAAACAUGGAAGCAAAUAACUCUGAAGAGAAUAUCUUGCAAACACAGUCUGGACAAUUUCGUUCAUAUCGAAAGUAAAAAGGGCUUUUUCGAGUUAUGCAAAGGCCUACAACAAAUAUAUAUAUGUUUUGUGAUGUUUUCCUUACAUUUCCUAAUUGAAAAGCAUGCAUGGCUUAUUACAGCACUCCAAAAGACCAAUUAAGCUAGAACAA
Messenger RNA from Oncorhynchus mykiss (rainbow trout), 2026 nucleotides. Its product is annotated as homeobox protein Nkx-2.2a-like. Gene Ontology annotation, biological process: regulation of transcription by RNA polymerase II; cell differentiation. The record is from RefSeq and is a predicted model, not a curated record. Gene Ontology annotation, cellular component: nucleus. Gene Ontology annotation, molecular function: DNA-binding transcription factor activity, RNA polymerase II-specific; RNA polymerase II cis-regulatory region sequence-specific DNA binding. Lineage: Eukaryota; Metazoa; Chordata; Actinopteri; Salmoniformes; Salmonidae.